This is a messenger RNA of Cricetulus griseus (Chinese hamster), 2611 nucleotides long. The record is from RefSeq and is a predicted model, not a curated record. Lineage: Eukaryota; Metazoa; Chordata; Mammalia; Rodentia; Cricetidae.
CUGCCCAGGAUCCUGAUGGGGGCUCUGCCCUCUAUCAUCCUCCCACCCACAGGCCCUCCAGACCCUGGGACCUCCCAGCCGCUGCUCACCUGGCUGCUGCUGCCUCUGCUCCUCCUCCUAAUCCUCCUCGCAGCCUACUUCUUCAGGUUCAGGAAGCAGAGGAAAGCCGUGGUCAGCAGCAACGACAAGAAGAUGCCCAACGGCAUCCUGGAAGAGCAAGAGCAGCAGAGAGUGAUGCUGCUGAGCAGGUCUCCAUCAGGUCCCAAGAAGUACUUCCCCAUCCCAGUGGAGCACCUGGAGGAGGAGAUCCGUGUGAGAUCAGCAGAUGACUGCAAGCGCUUCCGUGAGGAGUUCAAUUCAUUGCCAUCUGGACACAUACAAGGAACGUUUGAUCUAGCAAAUAAAGAAGAAAACAGAGAAAAAAACAGAUAUCCCAACAUUCUACCCAAUGAUCAUUCCAGAGUGAUUUUGAGCCAAGUGGAUGGAAUCCCCUGCUCUGACUACAUUAAUGCUUCCUAUAUAGAUGGCUACAAAGAAAAGAACAAAUUCAUAGCGGCUCAAGGCCCUAAACAGGAGACAGUGAAUGACUUCUGGAGGAUGAUCUGGGAACAGAAGUCAGCCACCAUUGUCAUGUUGACGAAUCUGAAGGAGAGGAAGGAGGAGAAGUGCUAUCAGUACUGGCCGGACCAGGGCUGCUGGACCUAUGGGAACAUCCGGGUGUGUGUGGAAGAUUGUGUGGUUCUGGUGGACUACACCAUCCGAAAGUUCUGCAUCCAUCCGCAACUCCCCGACACCUGCAAAGCCCCACGGCUGGUCUCACAACUACACUUCACCAGCUGGCCUGACUUUGGGGUACCUUUCACCCCCAUUGGAAUGCUGAAGUUCCUGAAGAAAGUGAAGACACUCAACCCCUCACAUGCUGGGCCCAUUGUGGUCCACUGCAGCGCGGGCGUGGGCCGGACAGGCACUUUCAUUGUGAUCGACGCCAUGAUGGACAUGAUACACUCAGAACAGAAGGUGGAUGUCUUUGAGUUUGUGUCUAGGAUCCGCAAUCAGCGCCCUCAGAUGGUCCAGACAGAUGUACAGUACACAUUCAUCUACCAAGCUUUACUGGAGUAUUACCUCUAUGGGGACACCGAGCUGGAUGUGUCCUCCCUGGAAAGGCACCUGCAGACCCUACAUAGCACAGCCACCCAUUUUGACAAGAUCGGGCUGGAGGAAGAGUUCAGGAAACUGACCAACGUGCGAAUCAUGAAGGAGAACAUGAGGACAGGCAACCUGCCUGCCAACAUGAAGAAGGCCCGUGUCAUCCAGAUCAUCCCAUAUGACUUCAACCGGGUAAUCCUCUCCAUGAAAAGAGGGCAAGAAUACACAGACUAUAUCAACGCAUCCUUCAUAGAUGGCUACAGGCAGAAGGACUACUUCAUGGCCACACAGGGGCCUCUGGCUCACACAGUUGAGGACUUCUGGAGGAUGGUGUGGGAAUGGAAAUCACACACAAUUGUCAUGCUGACCGAGGUGCAGGAACGGGAGCAGGAUAAAUGCUACCAGUAUUGGCCAACAGAGGGCUCGGUGACUCAUGGAGAUAUAACUAUAGAAAUAAAGAGUGACACUCUGUCUGAAGCCAUCAGCAUACGAGACUUCCUGGUUACUUUUAAACAGCCCCUGGCCCGCCAGGAAGAGCAAGUCCGAAUGGUGAGACAAUUCCAUUUCCAUGGCUGGCCUGAGAUUGGAAUCCCAGCUGAGGGCAAAGGCAUGAUCGACCUCAUCGCAGCAGUGCAGAAGCAGCAGCAGCAGACAGGAAACCACCCCAUCACUGUGCACUGCAGUGCUGGAGCAGGGCGGACAGGUACAUUCAUAGCACUCAGCAACAUUUUGGAACGAGUGAAAGCCGAGGGACUCCUAGAUGUGUUUCAAGCUGUGAAGAGCUUAAGACUUCAGAGACCACACAUGGUGCAAACCCUGGAGCAAUAUGAAUUCUGCUACAAAGUGGUACAAGAUUUUAUCGAUAUAUUUUCUGAUUAUGCUAAUUUCAAAUGAAGAUUCCUGCCUUAAAAUAGUUUUUAAUUUAAUGGUCAGUAUAUUUUGUAAAAAAAUGUUAAUUUAUUUCCUAGUGGACAUUAAUAUCCUUCCUAAUUUCUUUGUAUAUAUUUUGUUAUGUUCUAAAGCUUACCUGCCCAAAGGGUAUUAAGUCUUAAAUGCCCUUUUUAAAAAUUGGAAUAAUAUGUUAAGGUCCAAUACUAUCUGGGAAGAUCUAUAUUUCUGCUAAUAUCAGUCAAUAUCUUAAUUCUGUUAGAUUCACAUCAUGUGAUGUCACAUGUCAUGCAUCUGUAAUUGUAGUUCUUAAUAUGUCAAAUGUGUUUGUGAAAGACACUAAACAUGAAGCCCCUUAUGGAGAAAACAGUUGAGGGGACUCACAAUCAGGAAACAUUUACUCUCCCUACCAACUGUGGCAUCCAUCCAGGGCAUCAGGGUGUGGCAAACAGUAUAUGUGGGGGCUUCGGUAAAGUCCUAGGUCUCAGCCAUGUAGUUCAUUUUUACAUUUAAAAGAUCAAAGAAGGAGCCAGGCAUGGCAGUGCAUACCUGUGUUUCUUGCACCUGGGAGGCUAAA